UAAGAAAUACAAUUUUCUCAAGUGUGGACUUAAAAGAGAGAGAGAGAUUCAGAUUCAUGAACUUCAAGGUUAAUUUUCGGUAGAUAUAUUUAGAUAUAUAAAUUGCGUAGCUCCUUCAUGUCUUAGAGACAAUCCAAACUCUUGGGAGCUAUAGAAAUAAGAAAAACCUGAACAACUUCGAAGAGAGAGAGAGAUGGGAAGGAGUCCUUGCUGUGCAAAAGAAGGGUUGAAUAGAGGCGCAUGGACAGCUUCUGAAGAUAAAAUACUCACUGAGUACAUUAAAGUUCAUGGUGAAGGAAAAUGGAGAAAUGUACCCAGAAAAGCAGGAUUAAGAAGAUGUGGGAAAAGUUGCAGACUGAGAUGGUUGAAUUAUCUGAGACCUGACAUUAAGAGAGGCAACAUUACUCGCGAUGAAGAGGAACUGAUUAUCAGGCUACACAAGCUCCUGGGAAACAGGUGGUCUUUAAUUGCUGGGAGGCUCCCAGGGCGAACAGACAAUGAAAUCAAGAACUACUGGAAUACCAACAUUGGAAAAAGAUUACAACACCACCAUCAAACUAACCCUUCAUUGCCAUCGAAGUCUCCGAAGAUUGAUAAAGAUUCCGAUUUGAUUUGGACAAAGGCUUCAAAGUGUCACAAAGUGGUUAUUAGUCCCUUAGAACCACAAAAUUCUGAUGAAAUUGACCAAGUUAUUGACAGUAAGCAACAAGCAGCUGGAGCUGGAGGCUCCGUGGUGGUGAAUGAGAGUGAGGAUGACGUUCAUUAUAAUGUGAAGGGAGGUGAAGCGUUACCGAAAUUCAGUUUCCAGGAGAAUAAUCUAUCGGAUUUCAUGGUGGAUUUGCAAAUGGACGAGCAUUUACUGUCAUUUCUCUACUCAGAUUUCUCACAAUUAUCAUAUUUUGAACAUAAUAUUAAUAAUGGAGGUCCUAGUAGUAGUACCGCAAUAAGUGACAAAGGCUGUUUAGGUGAUGAUCGUCAUCCGAAUUCUAAUCAAACCCUUUUGUUUUGUGAAGAGAAGAAGAAGCUCCAUGGUUCGGAUUUUCCCCUGAUGGACUCAUUAAGCGGCUCCGACUUUGAGUGGUUUCAAGCCUAACUAAUUAGCUAACUUAGUUAAUAAUAUUGUAAUUAUUAAUAUUGUAUACGACUUUGUCGAGAUAAUUAAAGAUGCAGCUACUGUAAAACAAUGUGAUUUCCAUGUGCAAAAGAAUAUCUCUUUCUCUUU
Molecule: messenger RNA, 1222 nt
Organism: Mangifera indica (mango)
Lineage: Eukaryota; Viridiplantae; Streptophyta; Magnoliopsida; Sapindales; Anacardiaceae
Product: transcription factor MYB1-like
Exons: 3
Coding region: 194-1093 (299 amino acids)
Source: RefSeq, a predicted model, not a curated record